Messenger RNA from Closterium sp. Naga37s-1, 2412 nucleotides. The record is from the annotation of a GenBank genome assembly. Lineage: Eukaryota; Viridiplantae; Streptophyta; Zygnematophyceae; Desmidiales; Closteriaceae.
AUGACGUCGCAUAACGCUGAGCCGUCGCGGCAAUCGUUUCCGGUUUCCAUCUCUAGCGCCCUCCCGUCCAUCGAUCCUCGUCCGUCCAUCGAUUCGCGGCCGAUCGGUUCCCUGAUUCCAGACGAGGAAGAUGACGUGGCGCCGUGGAAGUUAGACGAUGACGAAUCACACGAUUUAGAGCCACAAGUUUCCGACACAGGAGGGGGACGGAUCGCCGCACGAACGGCGCAGAUCACCGAAGGAGCGCGGCGGAUCGCCGCAGGCAGCGGGGGAGGCGACGAGCAGAGCGGCGAAGUCCUCCGCAGAAAGCUUAUUUCGGUUGACGCGCGCGAGGGUGCCUUUCCGCCGCGCAGGAGGCUGGGUGCGGGCGAUCUGCGCGCGGGGGCCUUUUCGCGGCGGAAGCGGUGGAAGGAGCGGCUGGUGCGCAAGCUGGGUCCGGGGAAGAACAAUCUCCGCGAGUACCUCCGCGCGGAGGGCUCCCUGCGGUCCGAGAAUCUAACUACACGAUACCUAAUGGAGUCUCUACAUCACGUGUUCUUAGACUAUCACAACCAGUCCCACCAGCAGACGGAGGACAUGCAUAUCAGGUGCAAAGGCGGCGAGUGCCCGGAUUUUCAGCAGUGCUCGGGGAAUUUCACCGCUGUAGACGCGUGCCACUGCCCGGAUAUGGAAGAUUUGAGUCGGCGGGCAGCUUUACCGCCGCUGAACUGCCCGCGGAAAAAGAAAGUUAUGGUGGAUUCGCCGCUGAAUAUCAAGCCAGUGAAGAUACUGUUUGAUCCGAAGUGCUCUCACGCGGAGGAUGACAUUCCGCACUUUGCGUGGGUGAGCCAGAUGUUCAACCUGCGCCACGUGUACUUCAACUCGCGCGGACAGGCGUUUAAUGACUCGUUCCUCUACGAUAGAAAUGGCUGCGGCAGCGAACACAAGUUCGACAUCCCAGAAGGUACCAGAGUCACGGUGUACGAUAGAAUCAUAAACCUGGCGCAUUGGAACGCGUACCAGUUCUACCACGGCAUUCUCGAGCUCGUGCCCGUCUUCUUCAUGCUCUCCAAGGCGCCGCACCUGCUGCGCAAGCUGCCCAUCGCCGUGCAGUACCUGCAGAUGGACUUUUUGGAAAAGCUGGGCACCUUUUUCAUUGGCAUGGAGAUGGUUCACAUGGACCUGAGGGUGGUUCCGGACGACGAGGUGUUCUUCGCUCAUCAGGUGCUGCAGCCCUACUACCAGUGGUGCGGGCGGCCCAGUCGCUCCCUCUGGCGUCACUUCCGUCGGCUGUAUCUGCUGCCGCCCGAUGGCCUCCCCAUGUUCCUCCCUGAUUGGACCCCGCGCAUCAACAGCGCCAUGCAGUCAUACUCCAUUGGCUUCCCGGGUGCGCCUGCUGACUGGGUGGUGGUGCUAGCACAGCGAUACAACACGCGCGCACUGGAGCAGCAUGGGGAGGUGGAGGAGCUGCUGUGCUCUCUGUUCCCUCGGGAACGAGUGGUGGUGUUUGAUGGCAGCCUGCGCAUUUCUGAUGGUGAGAGGGGGAAAGGAAGGGAAUCUUGCUCCCCUGUGAUUACGAUGGGAUAUGGUGGCACUGCAGCAGAACGGGGAGGUGGAGGAGCUGCUGUGCUCUCUGUUCCCGAGAGAGCGUUGCAUGCGCGCAUUAUGUCACUGCAGCAGCGAGGGCAGGUGGAGGGGCUGCUGUGCUCUCUGUUCCCUUGGGAGUGGGUGGUGGUGUUUGAAGGCAGUCUGCGCAUUGCUGAUGCCAAGGCGCUCUUCCGUCGACCCGUGCUGUUCGUGGCAGCGCACGGGGCAGCGAUCACCAACGCCAUCUUCAUGUCGUUCAAGUUGGUCCUGCUUGAACUGCGCCCCAGGGACUUCCACAAGGCAUGCACAGAGGUGCAGGGAGCAGUGUCUCUCGCACUCGCCCACACCAUCUUCACGGCAGCGCCCCUUGCAACAUACCAGUGCCUUCAGCAACAUUCCACCCUCUUCUUCCUCCCAAUCCCCUCCAUUAUUCACCACCUUGCAGCCAAGGCUCUGUUCAAUCGGGCUGUGCUCUUUGUUGCCGCACAUGGGGCAGCGAUCACCAAUGCCAUCUUCAUGCCGUUCAAUCAAGCCCUCUUUAAUCGAGCCGUGCUGUUUGUUGCCGCACACGGGGCAGCGAUCACCAACGCCAUCUUCAUGCCGUUCAAGUCGGUCCUGCUUGAACUGCGCCCCAGGGCCUUCCACAAGGCAUGCUACCACCACCUGGCAGAGGUGUGUGACCUGCACUACUUGCUGCUGCUGUGUGACGGGGCUAAGGACACGCCUCUUUCGUGUGAUAUGGGUGAAGUGAGGAGUCUGUUGGAGGAGGUGCAAGGGCGUGUGGAUAAAGUGCUGGAAGAAGGGCCGGAGGUGCAGCUGGAGGAAGAGGAGGAAGGGCAGCGUUGA